AAGGACCAACAAGUGUAUGAGCACAACUGCCAGCAUGUCAAGAAGGCUGCAGAUGUCAUCAAGAUGAGACAGCAGAAGUGGUCAGGUUCACCCUUCUUCAAGCUAGAUAGGGGCACCAUGUCAAAGAAGUACAAGAAACUCAAAGCAAACAACAUCAACCUGCUGGAUGGUGUCUUCAUCAAGAGCAUGCAUUGGGAUGAUACCCCACCUUUGCCCAAGUUGCCUGAGAUGAAGCUAAGCAAGAUAGGAAGAAGGGUGGGUCCUAGGUCUGUUUCAUUCUGGAUGUAUUGCAUACUUAUCACCUUGCAUUUGACAGAGUCAGAUUUCAAGGUCAUCCCCCACAUCCAUUCUGUUAUUGUCCUUGAUGAUUUUACUUCUAACCUUGCCACAGAUGAGCCUUGGGAGCAUAUU
Messenger RNA from Desarmillaria tabescens, 411 nucleotides. RefSeq lists its product as uncharacterized. NCBI's taxonomy places the organism in Eukaryota, Fungi, Basidiomycota, Agaricomycetes, Agaricales, Physalacriaceae. The annotation marks the transcript as partial. The transcript has 2 exons. The record is from RefSeq and is a predicted model, not a curated record.